This is a messenger RNA of Staurois parvus, 1823 nucleotides long. The record is from the annotation of a GenBank genome assembly. NCBI's taxonomy places the organism in Eukaryota, Metazoa, Chordata, Amphibia, Anura, Ranidae.
AGUAGCAACAUGGAUGGACAGAUGGUAAUCCAAAUGCAGCUGCAGACAUUGAAAGAUGUAUGGGGGACUGUCAACAGUACAGCCACUAGAUGUCUCAGUGUUUUAAAGGCUGUGAUCAAUCAGUGGAAUGAGCACACUGAGAGGAAAAAUCAAAUGGAGCAGUGGCUUGAGUCUGUGGAUCAUAAAUUGGAACAACCUCUUCAGCCUCAGAAUGGGCUGAAGGAGAAAUUUGCUGUGCUAGAUCACAUUCAAGCUGUCUUAUCUGAUGUAGAAGAUCACUCAACAACGCUACAUCAUCUCAUUGAAAAGACCAAGGAAUUACACCAGAAAACUGAGGACCCUUCCUUCUCUGACAUCGUCCAAAGUGAUCUGAAAAUGCACUUCAAUGACAUUAUGACUGUUGCCAAAGAAAAAAUGAGGAACAUUGAGGACAUAGUGAAGGAUCAUUUGCUUUACCUGGAUGCAGUACAUGAAUUCACAGAUUGGCUGCACUCAGCAAAAGAAGAACUUCACCGUUGGUCUGAUGCCUCAGGAGAUUCUUUUGCCAUCCAAAAGAAAGUCACAAAAGUUAAGGAGUUGAUGGAUUCCAGACAGACUGGAGCUGAACGCCUAAGCAAAGUUGAAACUCUGGCUCCUGCAGUGAAGAAGAACACCACAUCUAGUGGAUGUGAACAGAUAGACGCAGAGAUCCAGGGCCUGCAAACAGACUGGAAGCAGUGGGAGGAGAGUGUCAGUCAAAGUAAAAACACUUUGGAAACGCUUUUAAAUCAAAUGGCCAUCUCGGAACAGGAAUUCACAUCCCAGGUCUCGAAACUGGAAGAUGCAGUCCAAGACUUCAGUGUCUUUCUGGAAAAGUGGGCUCAGAAGCUGAUGCAAGGGGAAGGCAAGAAUACGGACAGAGAAAUAGUGGAACACUGGCACAGACAGAAGGAUGCUCUCAACGCCCUCACUGAAGCUGAACAUAUAACAGAAGACUUGAAAACUCAACUUAAUGACCUCUGCAGAUUUACAAAAGACUUAAGUGUCUAUUCUUCCAAAGUGUCUGCUCUCAUUAAAGAAUAUAACAGACUUUGCUUGCAAGCCUCAAAGGCCUGCCAAAGUAAGGAGCAAACUUUACAGCAGAGAUUCCGCACAGCCUUCCGGGACUUUCAGCAGUGGCUGGUAAAUGCAAAAGUGAUGACUGCCAAGUGUUUCAAUGUUCAUGAAAGUAUUACUGAAGCAUCAGCCAGUCUGGAGAGAAUUCAAGAGUGCCUUUCAGAGAGUGAAAGUGGUCAACAAAAACUACAAAUAGUAACAUCUAGAGGUGAACUUUUGUGCAGUAUUAUGCCUGAAGAGAAAAUUAAAAAUAUCCAACAAAAGGUCCAUACAGCAAAAAAUGAUUGGAAAAGCUUCAUCUCAUCUCUUCAUCAGAAAGAAUCUGCUUUAGAGAAUCUAAAAGUACAAAUGAGAGACUUUGAAUCAAGUGCUCAGCCAGUUCAGGAGUGGCUCAGCAAUACUGAUCGAAUAGUUCAAGACAGUAAUAAUCGCCUGCAUGAUCUGCCCUCUAAAAGAAAGGAACAGCAGAAGCUGCAGUCUAUCCUGGAAGAAAUAGCUUGUCAUGAGCCACAGAUCACCAGACUAAAAGAAAAAGCUCAGCAGUUGAGGGAAGGACAGUCUGCCAGCAAAACCUGUGCGCACAGGGUGUCUCAGCUGUCUGCUCAAUACCUAGCUUUAAACAAUCUAACCAAGGUAAUUGUUCACCAUUUGUGCUUGCUGCUUGUGUCUUUAUUGCUAUGCCUGAUGUUAUCUAAUGAAGCAUGGAUUGUUUUAACUGCCUGAACAGU